UGAACGGGGAGCGGAGAGUCUCUGCUGCUCAUGCGCACAACGCCCUCCCCGGCUCAAAAAACCUACCCGAGCGUCACGGACCGGUGCAGCAGCGGCGGCGGCGGUGGCACUGUUCCCAUCACGAAGACCAGAGACCGGGGCGGACUGCUGCACUGCCUGCCUGCACUAGAAGCGACUCCGCAGACCUCUCCAUCAGCCACCCUCUCCGCUUUACGCACCGGGAACGAGUGGGACUAUAUUACCGCUUCUCUGACCGUGAAGGCAACCCCCCCGCACCCCCAAAAUGUCCGUGGGCAGCGACUUUGGAAACCCUCUAAGAAAAUUCAAACUCGUCUUUCUGGGAGAGCAAAGUGUUGGGAAGACGUCUCUCAUCACGCGGUUCAUGUACGACAGCUUUGACAACACAUAUCAGGCGACCAUCGGCAUUGACUUCCUGUCCAAAACCAUGUACCUGGAGGACCGGACGGUGAGGCUGCAGCUCUGGGACACAGCGGGACAGGAGCGUUUCAGGAGCCUCAUUCCCAGUUACAUCCGUGACUCCACUGUGGCCGUGGUGGUCUAUGACAUAACAAAUGUGAACUCAUUCCAGCAGACGACCAAAUGGAUCGAUGAUGUGAGAACAGAGAGGGGAAGUGAUGUCAUCAUUAUGCUUGUGGGCAAUAAAACAGAUCUGGCGGAUAAGAGACAAAUAACGAUUGAAGAAGGAGAGCAGAGAGCUAAAGAGCUGAGCGUCAUGUUCAUAGAGACCAGCGCCAAAACAGGCUACAAUGUCAAACAGUUGUUUCGACGUGUGGCGGCGGCUCUUCCCGGCAUGGAGAGUAUGCAGGAAACGAGCAAAGAAGGAAUGAUCGACAUCAAACUGGACAAACCACAGGAGCCACAGACGACCGAAGGGGGCUGUUCCUGUUAAUACUCACCAUCACGUUACCCUGUCACCACACGCUUGUAAUCUCGCUUCUUUUGGUUUUCCUGAUUUUGCACGUCUUAAUCUGGCCUCUUUAACAAGACUUUUAGCUGAAGUUUAAACUAGCAAUAUAUGAAUUUGGUUAUAAAGCAGCAAGACAUCAGACAAUUUACAAACAAAUAAUGACCAUUCCAAAAUUGCUCAAAUUAUCAGUGUUUGUAAAGUAUGUUAGAGCAGUUUUCGUUUUGUAUUUUUGUAUAAUCAGGGAAUCCCUCUGUAAAAAAAAUGUUUAUUUAAAAUGCAAAACAGAGCUCUGUGUACGAGUUUCAAGAAUGUUUUUAGAGAUGUGUUGCUAUGUCAUGGGACAAAGGUAUUCGCAUAACAAUUCACUGUAGUGUAACGUGUGGACUCCAAAUUUAUCCUUCAAGUUUUGCUUUUUGGUGAGCUAGAGAGAAUCCCCAAAACUGCAGCUCAGGUAGUUGUACGUUUGGUUUUCCCCUGUACAAUAUUUGACAGAUCUUUGCUGUUCGUAACUAUAGAAUGAUCCAGUGGGACAACAGACUAUGUUGAGUAUCUAAUGCAUGCCUAGUCUUUGAGCUUAGGUACAGUGUGUCCGUUUACACCACUUUGAAUAUGUAAAUUUCACACCAGUGACUUACUGCACUCUUCGUUUCAACGAUUUGUACUUGACUUGAAAUCUCUUCCUGUUUGCGUAUACAUGUGCGUUCUAAAUCUCACACUCAUCUCCAGCUGUGUCCACACUAAUUCAUUUAAACAUAUUUGAUGCUGUAACUAAUGUCAUGUUGUAUUAGCUGUGCAGUAUUUCAUUUGAAUGUGUCAAAAAAAAAAAUCACCAAACUCCAUAUUGUAAACUAUUCACAGGAAACGUUUUGGGACCCUUAGAGAUGCCUGCAUGUCCUGCUGUACGACCGUGCAGUGGUUAUGUUCUUAUAUAAGUUUUGCCUUUUGCAGAAUGUGCCAGGGUUAAAGAUGCACUAUGUAACUUUUAUGGUGGGGGAUCUGUUACCUGCUUGUGUCAAGGAGAUAUUAUUUCUUUGCUCUGAAUGUCAUAAUAUAUCAUUUAAGAUGCCCAUUUUGCACAUAUUCAGUCACAAGUUGCCACAUACCUUAAAGGAUACGAUGUUCUCUCAUCUUUGUUAUGUUUGUGAGGAGGAUACAACAUUAUAUCUGGAGUUGUGUUUUAGUUCAUUCACACAAACCCUGCAUAUUUAGACUUGGUUCUUCACUCUAUUUCAGCUUGUGAUGUCAUGUGGUAAUGCAGAAAGUGCGCCACUGUGCUUUUAAACUCCAUACACCUUCACUAGAAUGAUAUAGAUGAUCUCAGCCCAGGAAUUGUUAAUCUCUUCUGAACAAAAGGUAAAAGUUGAACCUUGAAAACUACCAGUUCAUGACAUCACAAGGUGGAGCAGAGCAUUUUGAGCUUUGGAGAUGUAGACGGAGUAAUAAUAAAGCAUUACUCAGACGUGUGAAUGAAAUACAACUUCGGGUAUGUUUUUUAGGAGGUAACAACAUUAUAACAUGGCUUAAAGCUCACAGUCCAUUUUGCAUUAUAUAGUACCUUCCAAAAAUCAUGUAUUCUUUCUAUCUGUCUCUAUGAAGAUAGAAAAGCUGAAUAUCAUACUGCAGAGCGCAGCAUUUACAUGUCCAAGCAGAUGGCAAACCCUCUACCAGAAAAGUUACAAAGUGAACCUUUAAAAAUAGAACAUCAGAUUUUUUGUUUGUUUUCUUUGUUUACAUACAGUAGCUUGCCACUUUGUCAUUUUACACACAAUAGUUUUGUCAUUAUUUCUUGCAUUUUUGUGGCCAUGUUGGUUGUUGCCUUUUAUCACUCAGUGCUUUCUGAAUCCACCUCCACAGUCUUAUUUUGCACAUAGAACUUUUCCUGGGUCAUCAUUGUACAGACACAUUUUCAGAAAAUUGUAAAGUGUCCUGGUGUUUGCUGCUUGAGUUGGAACUACUGACUUUGCCAUGUGUUUUCUAGAGCUAACCUUCACUGAUGUGAGCCAGCGUUAAGAACAACACUACUUUGAUUUGAACUUCUUGCACUUUUUAUGAUGAUGUUUUAGAGUUAGUGACAAUGUAAAUCUUAAAAUAAAUAUGUAAAAUACU
Boleophthalmus pectinirostris (great blue-spotted mudskipper) is the source of this 3034-nucleotide messenger RNA. RefSeq names its product RAB6B, member RAS oncogene family a (gene rab6ba). Bases 284 to 910 code for a protein of 208 amino acids. Gene Ontology annotation, molecular function: GTPase activity; GTP binding. NCBI's taxonomy places the organism in Eukaryota, Metazoa, Chordata, Actinopteri, Gobiiformes, Gobiidae. The record is from RefSeq and is a predicted model, not a curated record. The transcript is spliced from 8 exons.